GUGAGGAGGUGGAGGAGGAGGAGGAGGAGGAGGUGGCGGCGAGAAGAUGGCGACUUCGAACAAUCCGCGGAAAUUCAGCGAGAAGAUCGCGCUGCACAACCAGAAGCAGGCAGAGGAGACGGCGGCCUUCGAGGAGGUCAUGAAGGACCUGAGCCUGACGCGGGCCGCGCGGCUCCAGCUCCAGAAGUCUCAGUACCUGCAGCUGGGCCCAAGCCGUGGCCAGUACUACGGUGGGUCCCUGCCUAACGUGAACCAGAUCGGGAGUGGCACCGUGGAUCUGCCCUUCCAGCCCAGCGGAUAUCUGGGGGAGGCCCUGGCAGCGGCUCCUGUCUCUCUGACACCCUUCCAGUCCUCGGGCCUGGACACCAGCCGAACCACCCGGCACCAUGGGCUGGUGGACAGAGUAUACCGAGAGCGUGGCCGGCUCGGCUCCCCACAUCGCCGGCCCUUGUCAGUGGACAAACAUGGACGUCAAGCGGACAGCUGCCCAUACGGCACCGUGUACCUCUCGCCGCCCGCGGACACCAGCUGGAGAAGGACCAAUUCUGACUCUGCCCUGCACCAGAGCACAAUGACACCCACCCAACCAGAGCCCUUUACGGGCGGGUCCCAGGAUGCACACCAGAAAAGAGUCUUACUAUUAACAGUCCCAGGAAUGGAGGAAACCACAUCGGAGACAGAUAAGAAUCUUCCCAAGCAAGCAUGGGAUACCAAGAAGACGGGGUCCAGGCCCAAGUCCUGCGAGGUCCCCGGGAUCAACAUCUUUCCAUCCGCUGACCAGGAAAACACUACAGCCCUGAUCCCCGCCACCCACAACACAGGGGGCUCCCUGCCCGACCUGACCAACAUACACUUCCCCUCCCCCCUCCCGACCCCACUGGACCCUGAGGAGCCCACCUUCCCCGCGCUCAGCAGCUCCAGCAGCACCGGCAACCUCGCGGCCAACCUGACUCAUCUGGGCAUCGGUGGCGCCAACCAGGGAAUGAGCACGCCAGGCUCCUCACCACAGCACCGUCCAGCUGGCGUCAGCCCGUUGUCCCUGAACACAGAGGCAAGGAGACAGCAGGCCCAGCAGGUGUCGCCCACCCUCUCCCAGCUGUCACCCAUCACUCAGGCUGUGGCCAUGGAUGCCCUGUCUCUGGAGCAGCAGCUGCCCUACGCCUUCUUCACCCAGGCGGGCUCCCAGCAGCCACCACCGCCACAGCCACAGCCCCCUCCACCACCACCACCUGCGUCCCAGCAGCAGCCGCCCCCGCCACCCCCACAGGUGCCCGUCGGCCUCCCCCCAGGCGGCCCCCUGAUGCCAAGCGCCAGCCUGACGCGGGGGCCCCAGCUGCCCCCGCUCGCGGUCACGGUACCGUCCUCUCUCCCCCAGUCCCCCCCAGAGAACCCGGGCCAGCCGCCAAUGGGGAUCGACAUCACCUCGGCGCCGGCUCUGCAGCAGUACCGCACUAGUGCCGGCUCCCCGGCUAACCAGUCUCCCACCUCACCUGUCUCCAAUCAAGGCUUCUCCCCCGGGAGCUCCCCGCAACACUCCUCCACCUUGGGCAGCGUGUUUGGGGACUCGUACUAUGAGCAGCAGAUGGCGGCCAGGCAGGCCAAUGCUCUGUCCCACCAGCUGGAGCAGUUCAACAUGAUGGAGAACGCCAUCAGCUCCAGCAGCCUGUACAGCCCGGGCUCGACGCUCAACUACUCGCAGGCGGCCAUGAUGGGCCUCACGGGCAGCCACGGGAGCCUGCCAGACACACAGCAGCUUGGCUACCCCAGCCAUAGCAGCAUCCCCAACAUCAUCCUCACAGUGACGGGAGAGUCCCCUCCCAGCCUCUCUAAAGAACUGACCAGCACACUGGCCGGGGUCGGUGAUGUCAGCUUCGACUCGGACAACCAGUUCCCCCUGGACGAACUCAAGAUUGACCCCCUGACCCUGGAUGGACUGCACAUGCUCAAUGACCCCGACAUGGUCCUGGCCGACCCGGCCACCGAGGACACCUUCCGGAUGGACCGUCUGUGAGCUGCACACCCGGCACACCGCCGCCCAGCCCCCGGCUCCAUCACCCCGCCGGUCAGUGGUCCCGACGGCGUCUCCCUGAGCCCAGGGACGGCCGCGCUCCGUCCUUCGCAAACGGCCGAGCUUGUGAUUCUGAGCUUGCAAUGCCGCCAAGCGCCCCCUGCCCACCCGCCCGCCCCCCAGCUGUCCACCUCCCUUGGGAGGCCGCGUGUCACCCCCGCGGAGCCUCCCUGCGCGUGCUCUCUCGCCCCCCACCCUGGGCCAUGAGCCGUCCCCCUGUAAAAUGCGGAAAGCGUGUUGGGGAGGGCCGCCGGCCUGGAGGGGGCGCUGUGGUCCACGGCGGCGGUGGGCUGAGGUGCAUUUUCCGACUGUUGUCCAGCUCUCACUGCCUUCCUUCGUUCCUGGUCCCCCGACCUGCCCGCCACCCCCAGCCCGAGGUUAGGUAGAGAGCCAGCCCCACCCUGCCAAGGGGAGAAGGCACCAGAGAGAGGGGCAGACACAAAGCGAAAUAAACACUAUUUUGACUGCUGUCUUUUA
This is a messenger RNA of Panthera uncia (snow leopard), 2545 nucleotides long. RefSeq names its product CREB regulated transcription coactivator 1 (gene CRTC1). The coding region runs from base 47 to 2011 and encodes 654 amino acids. The transcript has 15 exons. Gene Ontology annotation, molecular function: cAMP response element binding protein binding. NCBI's taxonomy places the organism in Eukaryota, Metazoa, Chordata, Mammalia, Carnivora, Felidae. The record is from RefSeq and is a predicted model, not a curated record. Gene Ontology annotation, biological process: positive regulation of transcription by RNA polymerase II; protein homotetramerization. Gene Ontology annotation, cellular component: nucleus; cytoplasm.